AUGGCUAGCAAUAGUGAUGAUGGCAGCCAUUGGAAGCAAAAACCUUUGGCUUGUCGUGACCAAAAUGAUGGAGAAGAAGGAGCAGAUGGGAAAGACAUAAAUGGCAAUGGUAUUUUACUAGAGAAGCUAAGCCUUGGUGGCCUAGAUGGAAGAAAAAAACUUCUUGUUCUUGAUCUUGCUGGGAUACUAUGUGUUAGGGUUUUUCAUACAGACAAGGCCAAUAUCCCAGAUAAUCGCACUCCUGAUGCUGCCAACGGAAGCUUUUUUGAUGACUGUACUAAUUCUGGAUUUGGUACUAAGGAAAACAAAAACAAGCCUAUCUUUUUCAAGGAGUUGAAGAAACUGUGGGAAAACAAGUCCUCUAAUCUUCCAUGGAUUAAGGGGACAUUUUUGUCAUCAAACACAUUACUGAUUGAUGAUAAACCUUACAAGGCACUCUUAAAUCCUCCUCACACUGCAAUAUUUCCUACCGAAUACAUGCCAGACCAAAUUGAUGAUGCUACUUUAGGUCCAAAUGGUGAUCUCAGGGCUUACUUGGAUGGCCUGGCAAAAGCAGCAGAUGUUCCUGCAUAUGUUAAGGAACACCCUUUUGGACAGGCUGCUAUAUCAACAAACCAUCCUGACUGGGAUUUCUACUCCGCCAUCAUCGUCCAUUCUAAGGGCAAGGAAUCAUCAGCUUCUGGGGAGUUUACUGUGCUUUGCUUUGCUACUUUUAAUGAUCCAUUUAUGAGUGACCGGAGAGACGAACACAGGAUUGUUGAUGUUAGCCCUUGCAAGGGAUACCAAGUUUUCUUCAUGGGCCAUGGCCUAUUGUGCUUAAGGCCUAUUGUGUCCAGGGGUGAUUACAUUUUGGGUAUGUUGUCGGGUCGAGUCGGGGUUUUUGCACAUAAGCUCACCUUUCAAUCGACAAAUUCGUCUUGA
Dovyalis caffra is the source of this 921-nucleotide messenger RNA. The record is from the annotation of a GenBank genome assembly. Lineage: Eukaryota; Viridiplantae; Streptophyta; Magnoliopsida; Malpighiales; Salicaceae.